UUUUUUUUUUUUUCAUUAUUUUCUCACAAAAUGAAGUUUUUUUUAUGUGGGUUAUCCGCAGUUAUUGCUGCAUUAACUAUCACAGAGGCAGCCAUAACAAGAAUUUCUAUUAAGAAGCAGCAAGACUCACCAAGAGAGAAACUUGAACGAUACUCUCAUACUGGCAAAUAUUUAGCCCAAAAAUACUUUAAUAAGUAUUCAUCAGCAGGGUCUUUUGAAAGAACGUUUCAAGUGAAUCCUGAUGGUAGUGCUAACCAUGGUAUUCCUUUAUCAAACUAUAUGAAUGCCCAAUAUUAUGGUGAAAUUCAACUUGGUACACCUCCUCAAUUGUUUAAAGUUGUCUUUGAUACUGGCUCAUCUAAUCUGUGGGUUCCUUCUACUCAUUGUUCUUCAAUUGCUUGUUUCUUGCAUAAAAGAUAUGAUUCAAGUAAAUCUAAAACAUUUUCUGAAAACGGUACUGAAUUCUCUAUUCAAUAUGGUACUGGCUCACUCGAAGGCUUUAUCAGUGAGGAUACAUUAACUCUAGGAGAUAUCAAGAUUGAAGGACAAGGAUUUGCUGAAUCUGUAAAAGAGCCGGGCUUUACAUUUGCAUUUGCUAAAUUUGAUGGUAUUUUAGGUUUAGGCUAUGACACUAUCUCUGUUCAGCAUACUGUACCACCCUUUUAUCACAUGGUGAAUCGUGAUUUAAUUGAUGAACCUAUCUUUUCAUUUUGGCUUAAUAAUGGAAAUAAAAAAGGAGAAAAAGGAGGUGAAGUAGUGUUUGGUGGUAUUGACGCUGAUCACUAUAAAGGAGAGAUAACAUGGUCCAAUAUUCGUCGAAAAGGAUAUUGGGAAAUUACGUUAGAGGAUAUCAAAUUUGGCGGUGAAUCGAUUGAAUUAGAUCCGGUUGGAGCUGCUAUCGAUACAGGUUCUUCUCUCUUAGUUGCUCCUACCACAAUUGCUGACUUGAUUAAUCAUGAAUUGGGAGCUGAAAAGAAUUGGGCUGGCCAAUAUAUGGUUGAUUGUAGCAAGAUACCUAAUCUACCUGAAUUUUGCUUUAUCUUUAAUGGUCAAGACUUUUGUUUAACUGCUGAAGAUUACAUACUUCAGGUACAACAAGAUCAAUGUAUUUCUGGCUUUAUGGGAAUGGAUAUUCCUGAACCAGCGGGUCCCCUUUGGAUUAUAGGUGAUGUCUUUCUUCGUAAAUUUUAUAGUGUUUAUGACCUUGGUCAAAAUAGAGUUGGGCUAGCUCUUUCCAAAUAAAUAAAUAAAUAAAAAUAAAUAAAAGAAAAAUAAAAGAAAAUAAGGAUCUAUUUUAUUUUCUCAAAUGCAAAUGCUAAAU
This is a messenger RNA of Cokeromyces recurvatus, 1321 nucleotides long. RefSeq names its product endopeptidase. Gene Ontology annotation, biological process: proteolysis. Gene Ontology annotation, molecular function: aspartic-type endopeptidase activity. The transcript has 4 exons. Lineage: Eukaryota; Fungi; Mucoromycota; Mucoromycetes; Mucorales; Mucoraceae. The record is from RefSeq and is a predicted model, not a curated record. The coding region runs from base 31 to 1242 and encodes 403 amino acids.